AUAUUUAUUUUUGAAAGAAGAAAAGAAAAGUGAGCAUAUAUGAUAUGAAUGUUUAAGCUAAGAUAGCAUUUGAUUAGAGCAAUGGCAGAAAAACCAAGCCGAUCGCUGGUGUUAUACGGUGACGGAAUAGUUGGGUUGAUGGAUCCAUCGCACAGUUAUGAAAACCUUCACUCUCUCGCUUCCCUUGCUUCAUGCGGUUUCUCUACUCUCUCCAAUUCUCCUCCAUCAGAAACCGACGAUGACAGAAUUGUUAGAGAAUUCGCCUUGCUUCUUGAUUCAUCCCUAAAUGAUCCAAUUAAACAAACCUUACCUCAUAGGUUUAUGGGAAUGAAAGCUGCUAUAUUGACCAACCAUUCAGGGUUAAAAUCUUUUAGUGCCAACCUUGGUUUCAGUGUUGUUCAGUUGGAUGAGUUGGUUAAACAACAUUCUUCUGAAUCACAAGACAGUGAUGUUGUAGCUGUUGAGCUUCUCAAGUUGCUUGGGUUUCAAGAAGGGAAGGUUCUUGACAAUAGCCAAUUUGAUCUUGUUUUACUUCACGUUGGAGCUGGUGAAAAGGUCAAUGAUAGUGAACAAAUUGCUGAUGUGGAGUUUGUGGAUGCAUUGGUUGGUGCAAUAAUGAAACAAGCGCAGCCGGGAUCAGACGUUGGUUCUCGGCUGCACUUGUCAGUUGUCAUGAGCUAUGGCAAGGUCUCGGAGAAUGAUGAAUCCAGGUUUUCAGUGUUAAAGAGGUCUGAUGAGAAGGACUCUUGUUUUUCAACGCUCUAUCCUCUACAAAGUUAUGCUAUGAAAGGAGGAGUUCCUCGCAAGGAUGUGAGCAGGCACCAUUCGCCCAUGUUAAUUGCUCAAUUGCAACAUGCUGUGACUCGAAAGGAUAAUGCACAGAGGUUUUCCUUCCAAGACUUCUUGGAGAAUGGUGGAAAUCUUACAAUACCGGCAGAUAGGUUCUUGCAUGAGAUAGCCUUUAAGAUGUGGAAAGCUCCAAAAUAUGGAGCUUGAUUCCCAGUCCCCCUCUUCUUUUCAACUCCUUUUAAGUCUCUUGCCAUUGCAGCAGAGGUAUUUGAAGACGUUCAACAUGGUCCAUUGAUGCUGAUUUCACGUUUGUCUUGUAUUCUAAAUUAUGUUACUUCAUGUAAUAACCAAGAUUUUGACGAUUGGACUGUACACCUAUCUCAUCCAAUUUUAUCUUUGUAAAAAAAUUACUCUUUUCAAGAGGGACUUAGGAGUAAUUCAGCAUUUUGAUCUCUCAAAAUUGAAAGAGCUGGAAAAUUUAGUA
Messenger RNA from Cicer arietinum (chickpea), 1273 nucleotides. RefSeq lists its product as uncharacterized. NCBI's taxonomy places the organism in Eukaryota, Viridiplantae, Streptophyta, Magnoliopsida, Fabales, Fabaceae. The record is from RefSeq and is a predicted model, not a curated record.